CAUGCCGGAAACCGGAAGCGCCGGUCUGGGACCGGGUGACGUGUUAAAGAGUGGGAACUGUGUGGGAGCCCAGUCAGCCGAGCGGCCGCCAUGGAGGCGCUUUAUCACCAGACCAACAAGCAGGUCCAUGAGGUCCAGUCAUACAUGGGCCGCCUCGAGACAUCAGAUAAGCAGUCAGUCCACUUGGUGGAGAACGAAAUCCAGGCGCGAAUAGACAGGAUCUUCAGCAACUUGGAACGGUUGGAAAUCUUUUGUAACAAGGAGCCUCCUAGCAAGCGGCAGAACGCCAAGCUACGAGUCGACCAGCUGAAAUACGACAUCCAGCACCUUCAGACGGCGUUGAGGAACUUCCAGCACCGGCGUUACGCACGGGAGCAGCAAGAGAGGCAGCGGGAAGAGCUUCUGGCCCGAACAUUCACCACUAACGAUUCUGACACCACCAUUCCGAUCGAUGAAACCUUGCAGCAUAACGAGUCCCUCCAAAAUGCUCACCGUGGCAUGGACGAUCUCAUUGGCAGCGGGACCAGCAUUCUGCAGGGUCUGAGGGAUCAGAGAAUGACAUUAAAGGGCACCCAGAAGAAAAUCCUGGAUGUUGUAAACAUGCUCGGCUUAUCCAACACAGUUAUGCGCCUCACUGAGAAACGCGCCUUCCAGGAUAAGUACUUCAUGAUCGGAGGCAUGAUCGUGACCUGCGUGCUCAUGUUCCUCGUAGUGCAGUACCUGACGUGAGCGGCGAGCGAACUUCCCAGCGGACUGUGACGGACUUGACUGCCUUUCUUCAUAGACUCCCAGCGUAUCGGCGAACCUCCUGCCUUCCGGACUGGUCAUGUUCUCUCCUUACGGCAUCGUGAGAUGGCUCAGAUUUGGCAUACGUGGACUCGGGUGCUUGGUGCCGAGGUGUGCUUACAAAGCCACACGGCGCUCAGACGCAAUGUCAUUCCUCAGCCAGGUGGUGGGCUGUCUGUCUGUGCCCCACGCAGGUUUAGCGGACAUUGGCAUGCGGUUGUCAUGCGCUGCUCAUGUGAGCGGUGCACAUUCAUGUGGUCACAGGACCCCCGUGCAAUCGUGACGGAAUCUAAGAAAACUGCACGACCGUGCAGUCCGUGGAACUGCAGACCCUCUUGGCGUUCUUAUGAACCAGGUUACAUACGUGAACGUUGUGGUCAGCUGAGCGGUUUUGAUUUAUUUUACCUUAAUAUAGUCCUAGGAGGCAAGGAGAGUAUUUUCCCGCCAUGGCUGAAACAAGUAGAAAUCUUCACGGGCCAAAAAUAUCUCUUUUUUUUCGGAA
This is a messenger RNA of Lacerta agilis (Sand lizard), 1288 nucleotides long. It is a transcript of the gene GOSR2, whose product is annotated as golgi SNAP receptor complex member 2. Gene Ontology annotation, molecular function: SNAP receptor activity; SNARE binding. The transcript has 6 exons. The record is from RefSeq and is a predicted model, not a curated record. Gene Ontology annotation, cellular component: endoplasmic reticulum membrane; Golgi apparatus; late endosome membrane. Bases 91 to 729 code for a protein of 212 amino acids. Gene Ontology annotation, biological process: intra-Golgi vesicle-mediated transport; vesicle fusion. Lineage: Eukaryota; Metazoa; Chordata; Lepidosauria; Squamata; Lacertidae.